Molecule: messenger RNA, 1794 nt
Organism: Leptopilina heterotoma
Lineage: Eukaryota; Metazoa; Arthropoda; Insecta; Hymenoptera; Figitidae
Gene: stck
Product: LIM and senescent cell antigen-like-containing domain protein 1
Exons: 8
Coding region: 227-1258 (343 amino acids)
Biological process (GO): cell-cell adhesion; positive regulation of integrin-mediated signaling pathway; positive regulation of substrate adhesion-dependent cell spreading
Cellular component (GO): cell-cell junction; cytoplasm; focal adhesion
Source: RefSeq, a predicted model, not a curated record
AUUUAUACGAUUUUUACACACGCACACAUAUGCAAUGUUGUAACAUAAGAAAUUGUUUUAAUUUCUCUUUAUUAACAUUGUUGUGGGCGUGGAAGUUUAUUUUACAAAGUGUCAAACUGUUCGAAAAUUACCAAAAAUAGUGCAAACGUAAGGAGUUUUCUAGAGAACGAGCGGUGACCGAUUUACUAUUCUCACUCCAAAUUAGGGAAAUUUCUUACAUCAGACUAUGCCUGGAAUUAUUGGUAUGUCAAUGGAUCACAUGUUUUGUUCCCGUUGUCGAGAGGGUUUCGAGCCUCAUGAAAAAAUUGUCAAUUCCAAUGGAGAACUUUGGCAUCCUCAAUGUUUUGUGUGUGCCCAGUGUUUUCGUCCAUUUCCAGAAGGAAUAUUUUACGAAUUUGAGGGACGUAAAUACUGCGAACAUGAUUUUCACGUUCUCUUUGCUCCUUGUUGCGGCAAAUGCGGCGAAUUUGUCAUUGGAAGAGUUAUUAAGGCAAUGAAUGCAAAUUGGCAUCCAGGAUGCUUUCGAUGUGAAGAAUGUAAUGGAGAAUUGGCCGAUGCUGGAUUCAUUAAAUGUCAGGGAAGAGCUUUGUGUCACUCUUGUAAUGCAAAAGUAAAAUCAGGUGUUUUGGGAAAACACAUCUGUCAUCAAUGCCAUGGAGUUAUUGACGACAAACCAUUACGAUUUCGGGGUGAAAUGUAUCACCCUUAUCAUUUUAAUUGCGCUUCCUGCAGAGUUGAAUUAAAUUCAGACGCUCGGGAAGUUAGAUCAAGACCGGGAUAUGCAGUUAAUGAAAUGAACGAGCUCUAUUGCCUAAGAUGUCAUGAUAAAAUGGGUGUUCCAAUUUGUGGAGCUUGUCGACGACCAAUAGAAGAGAGAGUGGUAACAGCCCUCGGGAAACAUUGGCACGUAGAGCACUUUGUCUGCGCAAAGUGUGAGAAACCCUUUCUGGGUCAUCGUCACUAUGAGAAAAAGGGUCUCGCUUAUUGCGAAACUCAUUAUCAUCAAUUGUUCGGAAAUCUCUGCUUUGUAUGCAAUCAAGUCAUCGCAGGCGAUGUCUUUACUGCCUUGAAUAAAGCCUGGUGUGUUCAUCAUUUUGCCUGUGCCUUCUGCGAUCAGAAAAUGAAUCAAAAAACAAAAUUUUUCGAAUUCGAUUUAAAACCAGCGUGUAAGAAGUGUUACGACAAAUUUCCGACUGAAUUAAAGAAACGAAUGCGUCGUAUGCAUGAAUUAAAGGGUUAUUCCCCAAAAACCGUUUGAAAUUCUCUAUUUCUAAACGGUGGGACUUUUUUUUUAAGAGAAGAAAACAUUGAACUGACCAUUGUUAACAUUACUAUUAUCAUUAACCAUUCUAUUUUAACUGUUAUUUAUUCUAGCAGUACUUAACAAUUUUAUAUAAAAAAAACCAACUAAAUCUUUAAUAAUCGAGAUUAAUUGGAUAGAACUUUAGAAACUAAAUUUUUACAUUAUUUUUUAAAUAUGUAUUCUUAAACUUUUAGUAUAUUUUUAUAUAGAUACUAUAUUUCUAAUAUUAUAAAUGAAUUCCGUGGCCUUUAUAAAUGAGAUUUUCUAUUUUAAAGUAUUUUGAUAGAAAUUCAUUCAAAGAAACAAUAUUUAUAAACAAUUUUAUGAUUGUUUUUUUAUGAACAUCUUGCCACACGUUUUAAUUGUAUAAGAAAUAAUUUAUAUUGUAAAUUAAUCAGGGUUGCCACAGGUCAGGGAAAUCAGGGAAUUCAGGGAAAAGUCAGGGAAAGUGGAAUUGGUCAGGGAACUCAGGGAUUUUUAUUAAAGUACUG